AUGAUCAAUUCAAUAUUAACCAAGAUUCAUUCUUCACAGAUAGACAAUAUCAUCAAACAGGUCAAGCACAAACCAGUAAAAAUAAUAUACAAAGCAAGACAUGUUAUAUAUGUGGCAAAGAAGAGUGUAGUUCAUGGAAGCACACCAAUGAUGAACGCGAAAGAUCUAAGGCAAUGUUUCGAACUUCACUUAGAGAAAAGCUAG
This is a messenger RNA of Blumeria graminis f. sp. triticale, 204 nucleotides long. The record is from the annotation of a GenBank genome assembly. Lineage: Eukaryota; Fungi; Ascomycota; Leotiomycetes; Helotiales; Erysiphaceae.